Messenger RNA from Condylura cristata (star-nosed mole), 3602 nucleotides. It is a transcript of the gene ABI1, whose product is annotated as abl-interactor 1. Gene Ontology annotation, molecular function: SH3 domain binding; cadherin binding. The coding region runs from base 228 to 1673 and encodes 481 amino acids. The transcript is spliced from 11 exons. The record is from RefSeq and is a predicted model, not a curated record. NCBI's taxonomy places the organism in Eukaryota, Metazoa, Chordata, Mammalia, Eulipotyphla, Talpidae. Gene Ontology annotation, cellular component: lamellipodium; intracellular anatomical structure.
GAGAACCACGAAGGCUCGCGCGAGAGAACGAGAUUGAGCUGGCUGUGCGAAGUGGGUGGAGGUGGGUGGAGGGAGUGAAGAGGAAGGGGAGGAGGUGCCGUCCCACAAUACCAGGCGGGAGGGCGGGUAGGAGAUUUGUAUCCGGGCUGUGAGGUGCUCCGAGGCUCCGCGGAUCUUGCUGCCUCUGUCUCUUUAACGCGAGAGGAAGCGAUGCAGAGGGGUGGAAAAUGGCAGAGCUGCAGAUGUUACUAGAGGAGGAGAUCCCGUCUGGCAAGAGGGCGCUGAUAGAGAGUUACCAGAACCUGACCCGGGUGGCGGACUACUGUGAAAACAACUACAUACAGGCAACAGAUAAGAGAAAAGCUUUAGAAGAGACCAAAGCCUACACAACCCAAUCCCUUGCUAGUGUUGCUUAUCAAAUAAAUGCAUUGGCCAACAAUGUACUCCAAUUGCUGGACAUCCAGGCCUCUCAGCUUCGUAGAAUGGAGUCAUCCAUCAAUCAUAUCUCACAGACUGUGGAUAUUCAUAAAGAGAAAGUGGCUCGAAGAGAGAUUGGUAUUUUGACAACAAAUAAGAAUACUUCCAGAACUCACAAAAUAAUAGCACCUGCAAAUAUGGAGCGCCCUGUAAGGUAUAUUCGGAAACCUAUUGACUAUACGGUUCUGGAUGAUGUGGGCCAUGGUGUUAAGUGGCUAAAAGCCAAGCAUGGAAAUAACCAGCCUGGAAGAACUGGCACAUUGUCGAGAACAAAUCCUCCUACUCAGAAACCACCAAGUCCUCCCAUGUCAGGUCGGGGAACAUUGGGACGGAAUACUCCUUAUAAAACCCUGGAGCCUGUUAAACCCCCAACAGUUCCUAAUGACUACAUGACAAGUCCUGCUAGGCUUGGAAGUCAGCACAGUCCAGGAAGGACAGCUUCGUUAAAUCAGAGACCAAGGACACACAGUGGAAGUAGUGGAGGAAGUGGAAGUCGAGAAAAUAGUGGAAGCAGCAGUAUUGGCAUUCCCAUUGCCGUGCCUACACCUUCACCACCCACUAUUGGACCAGCAGCCCCGGGCUCAGCUCCUGGUUCCCAGUAUGGCACAAUGACCAGGCAGAUUUCUCGACACAACUCUACCACUUCUUCAACAUCUUCUGGUGGAUACAGACGAACUCCCUCUGUGACUGCUCAGUUUUCUGCUCAGCCUCAUGUUAAUGGAGGUCCACUUUAUUCUCAAAAUUCAAUUUCUAUUGCUCCACCCCCUCCCCCUAUGCCUCAGUUGACUCCACAGAUACCUCUCACAGGCUUCGUGGCCAGGGUGCAGGAAAACAUUGCUGAUAGCCCAACCCCUCCGCCACCACCUCCACCAGAUGACAUUCCCAUGUUUGAUGACUCUCCACCUCCACCGCCUCCACCUCCGGUGGACUAUGAAGAUGAGGAGGCUGCAGUAGUUCAGUAUAAUGACCCAUAUGCAGAUGGGGAUCCUGCUUGGGCCCCCAAGAAUUACAUUGAGAAAGUUGUGGCAAUAUAUGAUUAUACAAAAGACAAGGAUGAUGAGCUAUCAUUUAUGGAGGGUGCAAUCAUUUAUGUUAUAAAGAAGAAUGACGAUGGCUGGUAUGAAGGAGUCUGCAAUCGAGUGACUGGUCUGUUCCCUGGGAACUAUGUUGAAUCAAUCAUGCACUAUACUGAUUAAAUUUUUUGCUUCUAAAGUAGGUUCUUAUUAUUACUCAGUCAUACUGUGGGACUAUCAUGGUUAACAGAAUUGUCUUAAAAUGUUCCCAUAUUUCAGGCCAUGCUGUUUUAUUGGUAUAAUUGAAUGUCUACCUGUAAGCAUCAAUCUUUGAGGCAGUUUGUGUAUUGCUAACAAGCAAUUUUUUUACAAGAUGCUGUCCAUAAUGAUUAUGCUUAUAUACUUACACAUUGUUAACUUUAUGACCAGCCUAAAUAUUCUGGGGGUGUGGGGUAUAAUAUUUAACAAAUCAUGAUUCAGAUUGUACCAUAACAUGUUUCAGUGCAGCAUGAUUAACGCUAUGUCAGACUAAUAUUAAAAUCAGAAACCUUAAAUGCUGGUGCUGGUCAGACUUUUUGUUUAGAUUCUCAUUCUUGAAAUAAACUGUUUAAAGCAUGCAUACAAAUUCAUGUACUGAAGUAUUCUUAAAAAAAAAAAAAUCCAAGAAGCUUCCAAUUUGUGUACUAUGUACAUGGAACACUUAAGUCUCCAAAUGAGUUUAGUCUCUUAAGGUCUCCAUGUGAAACUAAACAAACAAAAAAGGUGAUCUGAAAUGUGAUUUGUACCUGAGUUUUUUAAUGAGUGAAUUUGCGUUAUAAAUUUUUUCCAUUCAUAAAUACAUAAGUGAACCAAAGGUUUUUGUCCUUUCCAUUACUGAUUUGCUUUAAAAAACAAAAACAAAUAAAAGAUACCGAUUUAUUAAAGAAUUAUGGUUCUACUUUCCCAAUAUAUUAACUUUGAAAAACACUCUAGCCUUAUCUCAAUCUGUCAGCAGUAAUGUGUGAUUUUCAUGAUUUACAAUCUGAGAUGGUUAUUUACAAUUCAAUCUACUGAAUUCUUUUUCUAAAGUAAUUUUUUCAAUGCUAAGAAAAUUUAUCAAAAUGCAUUCUGUAGGUAAAAUUCUUAAGGAUUGCUAUCCUUAAACAUUCCUUCAGUUUUCCAGUGAGCUGUUACAUUACUGGUCCAGUGAAAGGAAAUUAUAAGUAUCUUUUACAUACUGUUUUUGUAGAAGUGGAUGCAGUUGGUUUUUGAAUAGGCACUAUUUAGUCCAUUACCUGGCACUAGCAACAACACAAAGAUUUUUUAAAUAUUUGGGGAAAAAAGAUGGGUCAUAUUAAAUCAGUGAACAGGGAUAUAUACCUACCAACAGAUUUGUAUUGUCUUUUGAUAUAAUUGAAAUGCAACACAUGCACUUUGUGUGUCUCCUCUUAAUUUAAGGGAGGGUUCAAGGGAUGUUUUCUCUUCUUAAUUUGUGUAUAAUUCUACAUUGCCUAGGAUUUUUAAAUAGAGCACUCAAGUGUGGGUUUCUGUGUAUUGAGGAUUUGUUUGGAUUUCAAAUUACAGUUAUGUAUUGGGUGUUACAGACCUGUAACAGCAUAGUAAAUGUUAAGACUAGUGCAAAACAUUAUUUCUGAAAAUUAAAGACCAUUAUUGCUACCAAAUGAAUGUGACUGUUGGAUAUGCAUUUUGCUUUUGUUAAUCUUCAGACAUGCUUUUAGUAUCAGUAGUGACCAGGUAGCUACUUUUAUUUCACUUUUCCCAGUGGAAUGUUCUUAAUCUUGUAUAUAGUCUGUUGUCUAAACUUCAUGUACAGUCUUUUAUAAUAAAACAUUCUCCUAUAUGAAAUUUUGGAUACUGUUAAAAUCUAAUGUGGACAGAGAUGUAGAGAAUAAUUUUCUGACCUAUGAUAAGACCAGAAAAACCAUUUGAAUUUUAACAUUAUUUAUUGUGUAAUGACUUUACAUGUCAAUAUUAACAGUAUAAACAGUACCACAUAUAACCCUUAAGAUAUCUCGGUAAGAAUUUAUAGGGACUAGAAUGACAGAUUCAGAUAGUUAAUUACAUUUAAAAAGUUUUCUGAAAAAAAUUUGCCAAUAAAAAAAUUGCCCACCC